GAGCGCUGGUGUUGGUGUUGUGGGGAGGGAGCAGCGGGGUGAAUUUAUAAGAGAGCGAGAGCAGAGAGCGGGAGAGGGUGGGGGAGAGAGAACAUGAGCAGAAGGUGUUGUCGGAUCGAGAGAGGGAGCUUAGAGCUCUUGAGCAGCCUGAUCGACGUGUUGGCCGUCGUACGCAUCCACAUUCGCAGCCUCCGACUCAGGUGCACUCGCGGAUGCCGUCUCCCAUGGUAGAAGAGAGGGAGAGAGCGAUGAUAGAACGCGAACGUGAGCGCGAGCGCGAGCACUUUGAGCGUGAGAGGAUGGAAAGAGAGAGGAUGGAGAGGGAGCACCUUGAACGUGAGUACAUGGAACGAGAACGUGAGCGGGGGAUGAGUAUGAGUAUCGUCGAGCGGGAGAGGAUGGAGCGCGAACAUCUCGAACAUAUGGAACGACAGCAGCAUCACGACGCCCUUGAGCGUGAGCGCUUUGAUGCUCGCGAACGCGAACGCGAACACGACCUCAUUUCGCGCGAACAUAUCGAAGCUCGUGAGCGUGCGGAGCGCUUGAACAUUGAGGCAAUGGAGCGUGAACGCGCUGAACGCGAAGCCCUCGAACGCCUUCCCACCCUGCAGGAGCUUGCGCUGCUUCUUCAAUCCCGCACUGAGCGCCAGCAUAUUAACCUUGGCUCCUGGGUGCUCCCUGCAUUGCCGUUCCCCUGGUUUUUUGGAGACCACAUGCCCUGCAUGAAGCAGGGAGGUGCACAGGAGAUUGGAAAAGAUGGCUUGGUUGUCCCUCCGGAAGUACGCCUCACCGUCCUCAUUCCGACCUCCUUCCUCCCUGUCUCGAGGCCACACAAGCUGCGGUUAUGGGGUGGAGGAUUAUUGCCCCCUCCGCCGAUACAGUUCUGGCCGGUACAUACAAACUUGAGCAAUGCAGCAGCAAACGGUUCUGGCCCAUCUGGAUCAAGUGCUACGCCCAACCCCUCUGGAUCUGUCGCAAGGACCACACCAAACCCUGCACUACCUACCUACCAUCCAAUGCAUGCCCCCCGCCGACGGGUCUACACCGACGACUCAAACGUUCUCGCAUGUGCAGUGCACGCUGGUCUUCUAACAUGGAGUGCUGUCUCCCGCGCAAAACAAGACGGCAAAGACAUCAAAAUCGUGCUCGGAGUCGUGCCUACCGUAUCAAGCUAUGGUGGCAGCACCAGGAGCGACGCAAAGCACGUAGAUCCUUCUGUCGUUCCAGCUAUCGGACUAGCCGAUGGCACACCCUCAAACGGUGUCACACCCGCCAUAUCAGCCUCAAACGGAAUCACGCCUAGCACCUCACAGUCUUCUGCUUCGCAGCCUACUGUAUCAUCUCAUGGUUCUGGGAGCAAUGGUGUUAGUGGUGUUGCUGGAGCUACAGCGCUUGAUGGGAUGGGCUAUACCGGUGGUGUUUGGGCGAGUCGGUUUGUGGGGGGAUGGGGGGAAGCGUUUUAUGGACAUCCGAGUGCGGGGUAUGGUGCUGCAGCUGGGGAUGCGAGACAGAGGAGCUUUGAAGAGGAGGCAGAGGAUGAUGGGAGGGGGGUUGUUAGUGCUGGUUGGGGAUGGGGGCAUGAUGGGAGUGCGAUUGAGGUUGUGCAUGUUGAGGUUGUUGAGAAGGGCUCUGCGCGAGGUCCUGGGCUUGGGCGACGCAACAGGUCACAAAGGUUACAAGAAUAUGCGUUGCGUCGUGCAGAUUUGGCCCUUUCUCCUGCCUCGUCACCACGCACACAUUUGUUCGCUGACGUCACGAACGGCCGCAAGCGACGCCGGGUUGACUUUGACAAUAUCACUGUGAAUGGGAAAAUCAACACAGACCCCGAGAAUCUAGAGGAGCUCCAGAAGAUGCAUGCGCGGACGUUGGUGUUCGGUGGCUCGGGGAUGGGUGCUGGUUUCAAAUAUACUCCAGUCCUCCUUGCAUGCGCGCUCUUCCCGCAUCUCGCAGAUCCUGCUGUACGCGCAUCUUUGCCUCGAAAGCGGCGGAAGGUCGCGCACGCUCAGGCAGGGGCAGGAGACGUGCGAAUGGACACAGACGGUGUCGGGGAAGAGACUGGGGACGAAAGACAUGCGGUGGUUCUCGAGAGCGACAGCGAGACGUACCUUGUUGCUCCUGGGCCUAGCCCGAGUGAAGGGUUCGUGCUGUCUGUCCUCCUGUCUACACCUUUUACAGACGAGAAGAUCAUGGACGUUGUUGAGGAACCUGCGAACGAUAAGAACACAGUGACAACAGCGCCUGUGACACCCUCCCACUUCGAGUGCUGGUGAAAACCCAACCAGUACCUCCGAUACGCCGAAAGAUGACCAAAAAACGCCGGUCCCUGAUCCACCUCCACCUCAGCCUAUAUCCGCUUCGCCGCGUUUGGACAAGACAGUGCCUCAGAGCAGUCAUACGAAGGUCGUCAGAAGCAACCUCCAAGAUACGGAUUUCAAGUUUGAGGAGGAUGGUGUCGUUGUGGG
Suillus subaureus is the source of this 2462-nucleotide messenger RNA. RefSeq lists its product as uncharacterized. The record is from RefSeq and is a predicted model, not a curated record. The transcript is spliced from 3 exons. NCBI's taxonomy places the organism in Eukaryota, Fungi, Basidiomycota, Agaricomycetes, Boletales, Suillaceae. The coding region runs from base 213 to 2270 and encodes 685 amino acids.